Molecule: messenger RNA, 470 nt
Organism: Medioppia subpectinata
Lineage: Eukaryota; Metazoa; Arthropoda; Arachnida; Sarcoptiformes; Oppiidae
Source: the annotation of a GenBank genome assembly
CGUUUCGUGCCAUUGGAAGAGAUGAACAACCGAUUAGUUGUGGUCUUAUGUAACCUAAAACCGGCUAAAAUGCGAGGAAUCACUUCCGAGGCGAUGGUUAUGUGCGCUUCCACUCCAGAGAAGGUCGAGAUAUUAUCGCCACCCGAGGGCUCCCUUCCCGGCGAUCGGGUUGUCUUCGAUAAAUACCCCGGAACGGCUGAUUCGCAAUUGAAUCCAAAGAAGAAGAUUUGGGAACAAAUAGCGCCCGACUUGAAGACCGACGGCUCACGAGUGGCCACAUAUAAAGGCGAACCGUUUAAAGUGGAGUCCAAGGGUUUAGUGACCGCACAAACGUUGGCCAACGUUGCCGUCAAGUGAUUGACUUAUGUUUUAUUAUUUAUACACUUGUUUUACACAAUAAUUCAAACAAAAAGACAACUAAUUUUUCUAAAACAAUAAUAAUUGCUUUAUUUAAUGAAUUAUUAAUUAAU